GCCCUGGUAUGAUCUGUCCUCUUUUUAAAGUUUGUUAAGUCUGACAUAUAAAACUGAACAUCAUGAUAAAGUUCAGCAUUCACAAUUUAGGCUCUUAGAAGAGUUUCUUGAUUGCAUAGCAUUUUUGCUUUAACAAUCAUGGCCACGAUGACACAGAUGGGUUCAUCUCUAUUAUCUUCCUUAGGCACAGCCAUCCAAUCUUUAGCAUACAUAUCAGCUGCCCACAAACUUUCUUCUUCAUUCUCAGAAAGAAGAACUACAGAGUAUUGCCUUGUUGACACAAACAGCCCCGUGGGAGAGUUUGAAUGCCAGCUGGCUGCCAAGCUGGAGGUCCUCAAGCAGUCUGCCAAAAUCAAUCUUGAAUGGCUGCACGAGGCCCUGGUAGUUGUGGCACACAUCCACUCCACAGUUAUUGGAGCCAUGUCAGGCCUGCAGUUGCCCCUGACAGAGAUGGAGCAGAGGGCAAUAAAUGAAUACCUGGAUGACAGUGUCAAGCUCCUGGAUGCUUGCAAUGUGAUCAAGGAGAGCUUUGCCUAUGUGGAGAGGUAUCAUAUGUUAGUCCAGUUGGCACUGCAUUCAUUGGACAGCAAAGAGCCUGUGAAUGACAAUAAGAUUACCAGGGCCAAGAAUGUUUUCCAUGAGUGUGUGGUGACCAUCAAGAAGAAGGUCGAGGAGGUAGACAGGCAAGGACAACAGAGAUCAAAGCUUGAGAAUUGCAGCUCCAUGCUGAGAAGAAUGGGCGAAAAGCUCAACAACAACAACAAUAACAACAGGAGCAGUAGCAACAACAAUGCAUUGGUCAUUAGUGCCAUGUAUGGUGCAAAGAUAAGCACCAUUUUUUUAUGUGGGGUAUUGUCUAUAACUCUAUUGGUGAAGCCCAAGAGGAUCCUCCCUAGCCUCCACCUAACCCACCAGCUCCCAUGGGCCUCAUCGAUGCUGAAACUACAGCAUAAGGUCAAGGAGGAGAUUGACAGAAGGAAGGCCAUUAAAGGUUCAGCUGCCCUGCUUGAAGAACUGGAUGGUGUGCAUCUGGAGGUGAAGACAUUGUAUAAUGUUUUAUUGAAUCUGGAUAAGGAGAAAGAGAAGGGAUUUCCUAUGAUGGAGGAAAUCAGGCAAUCAGUUCCGAGGUUAAGGAAGUUUUCAGAAGAUCUGCAGAAGAGGCUUGGUCCUGUGGAACAGAAAGUUAAUGAGAUUUAUAGAAUGUUGGUGUCUAGCAGAGUGGCCUUACUAGACAUUAUCAGUCAUGUGAAGGACUAGACCAUACCUGGUCACAAAAUUCACACUGAUGUAUUUUCUGUGUAUGAUUUAUUUUCACAUUAAAAAUUUCAUAUUUCUGUAAAGCUAAAAGAGCAGUUUAGUAGCCAAAACUUAGGACAUGACUAGUUUUAUUCUUCUAAAUGGUGUCUUAACCACUUUGACAUUGAAUCCCACAUAUAUGUCACAUUAGUUUUAGUAUAUUAACUUCAUACCCUACAAUUUGUAUUCCGAUAACUUUGGGAUUGAAUCAACCAUCGAACUUUCAAGAGGAUGUAAAUAUCAUCUUACCAAAUCA
Messenger RNA from Cryptomeria japonica (Japanese cedar), 1552 nucleotides. RefSeq names its product protein BPS1, chloroplastic. The record is from RefSeq and is a predicted model, not a curated record. The transcript has a single exon. Bases 139 to 1257 code for a protein of 372 amino acids. Lineage: Eukaryota; Viridiplantae; Streptophyta; Pinopsida; Cupressales; Cupressaceae.